GCGAAUACGAAUCUUAAAAAAUACUUCGAAAAUAUAAAAUUAUGUUCGAAGGAAUUAAUGUUCCUCCUCCAAUUUAAACUUUUGAAUAAAUGAAACUUCCAUCAAAAAUAUUAUCAAUUUUAAAAGAUAAAAAAAUUAAAAAGCCAACUCCUAUAUAGAUAGUAGGUUUACCAACAGUAUUAUUAGCAAGAGAUAUGAUAGGUAUUGCACCUACAGGCUAAGGAAAAACAUUAGUAUUUUUACUUCCAGCUUUAAUAAUGGCAAUAGAAUAAGAAUUGAACAUGCCAAUAAUGAGAAAUGAAGGUCCAUUAGCAUUAAUAAUAUUACCUUCAGUAAAUUAAUAAAAAUAAUUAAAUAAAAAAAAAAAAUAUUAAGCACGAAUUAGCAAUAUAAACAUAUGAAUUUGCCUUAUAUUAUUCUAAAAAAUUAAAUGAAGCCGGCUAUCCUGAACUUCGAGUAUUAUUAAGUAUAGGAGGAAUGGAUAUGAAUUAAUAAAUUUAAGAAGCUCGACAUGGAAUUCAUUUUCUUAUCGGAACUCCAGGUAGAAUGUCUGAUAUGGUAGAUAAAGGAAAAUUUAACAUGAAUAUUUGCAGAUUUGUAGUUUUGGAUGAGGCUGAUAGACUUCUAGAUAUGAUUUUUGAGAAAGAAGUAAGAAAUUUGAUUGAACAUAUACCCGGCGCAAGAUAAACUCUUUUGUUUUCGUCUACAAUGCCCAAAAAAGUAUAAGAUUUUGCGAAAUAAGCAUUAAUUAAUCCCAUAAUAAUAAAUGUAGGAAGAGCUGGUUCUGUGAAUUAUAAUGUAAUAUAAGAAGUAGAGUAUGUAAAGCAAGAAGAAAAGCUUUAACAUUUAAUUAAAUGUUUACAAAAAACAGCUCCCCCAGUUCUUAUUUUUUGUGAUAAAGUUUAAGAUGUAGACGAUAUUCAUGAAUAUUUUUUAUUAAAAGGAAUAGAUGUUACAGCCCUACAUGGACAAAAAAAAUAAGAAGAAAGAACUAAAGCUAUGAAAGAUUUUUAAACAGGAAAAAAAGACGUUCUUAUUGCUACUGAUAUAGGUGCUAAAGGACUUGAUUUUCCAAAUGUUUAACAUGUUAUUAAUUUUGAUAUGCCUAAAGAUAUUGAAAGCUAUGUACAUAGAAUAGGUAGAACUGGAAGAUUAGGAAAAACAGGAAGAUCUACUACUUUUGUGAAUAAAUUAUAAGAUGAGAAUAUUUUAAGUGAUUUAAAAAUGCUUCUUAUUGAAGCUAAACAAGCAAUUCCACAAUUUCUUAAUCAUUUAGCAUAGGAUACUUUCACUGGAGGAUGUAGUUAUUGUAGUGGAUUAGGACAUACUAUACAUAAUUGUAAUAAAUUAGAAUUAUAAAAAAUGAAAGCAUUAACAGCUUCAGCAGCUUAAAAUUUAAAAGAAGAAAUAAAAGCUUAUUUACCUGAAAAAAAAUAAUAAUGA
Molecule: messenger RNA, 1443 nt
Organism: Ichthyophthirius multifiliis
Lineage: Eukaryota; Ciliophora; Oligohymenophorea; Hymenostomatida
Exons: 7
Biological process (GO): mRNA splicing, via spliceosome
Cellular component (GO): spliceosomal complex
Molecular function (GO): RNA helicase activity; RNA binding; ATP binding
Source: RefSeq, a predicted model, not a curated record